Aphanomyces invadans is the source of this 794-nucleotide messenger RNA. RefSeq lists its product as hypothetical. Gene Ontology annotation, biological process: vesicle budding from membrane; late endosome to vacuole transport via multivesicular body sorting pathway. The coding region runs from base 10 to 693 and encodes 227 amino acids. Gene Ontology annotation, cellular component: multivesicular body. The transcript is spliced from 6 exons. The record is from RefSeq and is a predicted model, not a curated record. NCBI's taxonomy places the organism in Eukaryota, Oomycota, Saprolegniomycetes, Saprolegniales, Verrucalvaceae.
CCGCAGGCAAUGCAUCGCAUCUUUGGCAAGAAGAAACCCGAGGCUCCGCAAGUAAACAUCACGGAUGUCCAUGGACGCGUCGAAGGGCGCGUAGACAACCUCGACAUGAAGAUUGCAAGGCUCGAGGAAGAACUCCAAAAGUACAAACAACAGAUGGCCAAGGCAAAAGGGGUGGCACUGACCUCCAUCAAACAACGCGCUCUGCAAACCUUGAAGCGGAAAAAGAUGUAUGAACAACAGCGUGACUCGAUGGCCGCGCAAUCGUUCAACAUCGAACAAGCGUCGUUUGCUAUCGAGACCGCCAAAGAUUCGUUGGAUACUGUGUCCGCGAUGAAAGCGGCGGCGACACAACUGAAAGCCGAAACGAAGAAAUUCAACUUCACCGAGCUCGAGAACGUUCAAGACGACAUGGCUGAUAUGAUGGAGGACAUGAAUGAGAUCCAAGAAAUCCUCGGACGGUCAUACGGCAUUGGCCAAGACAUCGACGAGUCGCAAUUAGAAGCGGAACUAGAAGGGCUGGAAGACGAAUGGGCGUUGGAGGAGGCUGCGGCGCCGCAGCACGCCGCGCCGUCGUAUCUAGCAACGGAUUUGCCUGCAGCCCCGUCUGGCCAUAAGGAUAAACCCACCCCGGCCGUAGCAGCAGGAGUCGACGAGUAUGGACUGCCCCUUGCACCCGUUGCUCUCGGUAGAUAACCUAGCAAGUGCUGAGCACAUAUGUACUGCCCGUGAGCUCCAGCAUACAUAUCAAAUUAAUCAACAAUUAAAGCAGGGACGCCACAUGUUUUGCAUUGGAA